Messenger RNA from Ricinus communis (castor bean), 1872 nucleotides. Its product is annotated as AP-1 complex subunit mu-2. The transcript has 11 exons. Gene Ontology annotation, cellular component: cytoplasmic vesicle; clathrin adaptor complex. The coding region runs from base 247 to 1533 and encodes 428 amino acids. The record is from RefSeq and is a predicted model, not a curated record. NCBI's taxonomy places the organism in Eukaryota, Viridiplantae, Streptophyta, Magnoliopsida, Malpighiales, Euphorbiaceae. Gene Ontology annotation, biological process: vesicle-mediated transport; intracellular protein transport.
CGGCUUGACUCUUUACCCCACUAUCAUCCCCUGACUGACUAGCCAACGUGUUCUUAGACAAAAACAAAUUUUUAAAGCAAUUCAUCCAUCUAACUUUUCAUCAACACUACAGCAACAAUUAUUCAUUUCUCAAUUUUUUCUUCACAGCAAAACAGAUCUAAUUUCGAGCUUUAAUCAGUCAAUUGUUCAAUCAUUCAAUUUUCUAUUGGAUUAAUUCACAUCUGCAAGCUUCGAUCCGCUUCAUCGAUGGCAGGCGCCGCCUCGGCGCUUUUUCUUCUGGAUAUCAAAGGCCGUGUCCUGAUUUGGCGCGAUUAUCGCGGUGAUGUCUCCGCCGUUCAGGCCGAGCGCUUCUUCACCAAGCUUAUCGAGAAAGAGGGAGAUCCUCAGUCACAGGAUCCAGUGGUAUAUGACAAUGGAGUGACUUAUAUGUUUAUACAACACAGCAAUAUUUACUUAAUGAGUGCAUCUAGGCAGAAUUGCAAUGCAGCUAGCAUUCUUCUCUUUCUCCACCGCCUUGUUGAUGUCUUUAAGCAUUACUUUGAAGAGCUAGAAGAGGAAUCUCUGAGAGAUAACUUUGUGGUUGUGUAUGAGCUGCUCGAUGAAAUUAUGGACUUUGGCUUCCCUCAAUUUACUGAAGCAAAGAUUCUUAGUGAGUUUAUCAAGACUGAUGCUUAUAGGAUGGAAGUUACUCAGCGACCUCCCAUGGCUGUAACCAAUGCUGUGUCUUGGCGUAGCGAAGGGAUACGUUACAAAAAGAAUGAAGUGUUUUUAGAUGUGGUGGAGAGUGUCAAUAUACUUGUCAACAGCAAUGGGCAAAUAAUACGCUCGGAUGUUGUUGGGGCACUAAAGAUGAGAACUUAUUUGAGUGGCAUGCCUGAAUGUAAGCUCGGCCUAAAUGAUAGAGUGCUUCUGGAGGCUCAAGGUCGAGCAACAAAAGGGAAAGCUAUUGAUCUGGAUGAUAUCAAGUUUCAUCAGUGUGUACGUUUAGCCAGAUUUGAAAAUGAUCGGACAAUAUCCUUCAUACCACCAGAUGGAGCUUUUGAUUUGAUGACAUAUAGGCUUAGCACUCAGGUAAAACCUCUCAUUUGGGUGGAAGCUCAAGUUGAAAGGCAUUCCAGAAGUAGAAUUGAAUUCAUGGUGAAAGCUAGGAGCCAGUUCAAGGAGCGCAGCACUGCAACUAAUGUUGAAAUUGAAUUGCCUGUGCCAUCCGAUGCCACAAAUCCUAAUAUUCGGUCAUCCAUGGGUUCUGCUACAUAUGCCCCUGAAAAUGAUGCUUUGGUCUGGAAAAUCAAAUCUUUUCCUGGUAAUAAGGAGUAUAUGUUGAGGGCAGAAUUUAAACUUCCCAGUAUUACAGCUGAAGAAGCAACGCCCGAGAGAAAAGCUCCCAUUCGUGUGAAGUUUGAGAUACCAUAUUUUACUGUCUCUGGAAUCCAGGUUCGCUACCUGAAGAUCAUUGAGAAAAGUGGAUAUCAAGCUCUACCAUGGGUCAGAUACAUAACCAUGGCUGGCGAAUAUGAGUUGAGACUAAUCUAAGAGCCGGUUGAUUGGAUUCUCUUCCAAUCACGUGAUAUAAGCCUGGGUGUGGAACUGUAGUCUGAUUAUGCUGAUUCCGAAGUAUAGGAGGCUUCUCCCAAAUUUUGGUAUCUUAUCAGGGUUUCCUUGUUAAGGUGUUACUCUCAUAUGUUUCUUUAUGCUUUUCUUUUUUUAUAUAAAUAUUUUGUUUUGAUGUAACAACUGUCAUCAAGGGUCACAUUGUCACCAAAGAAAUUUGUGCAGCUAUAUUCUGUUGCGAUCAACACAUGUAGUUUUUCUGGUCUUGUUAAACAGUUAUAGAUUUCAAAUGUAUAAUAUGUUCGGACGAAUUCUGAGUGA